Messenger RNA from Amoebophrya sp. A25, 449 nucleotides. The record is from the annotation of a GenBank genome assembly. Lineage: Eukaryota; Dinophyceae; Syndiniales; Amoebophryaceae.
AUGACAGAGGCAAAAGAACUGAUGUGCAGUACUAAUAAUGCUGCGGCCGGUCGGACUCGAGGCAGGGAGCUAAAACGCUUCCCAGCCUCUUCGCGCAGAGCUCAUGUAAUCUAUCACGAAAAGUUGUUGCUUAUUUUGAUUCGCCGAACUCCAACUAAAGAACCCCAGCAAUCUCGUAAGCAAUUUAUUCUGUGCUUGAAUGUCAGAGAGGAUGAGCGCGCAGACGUUGGAAUUCCUCGCCAAGUGCCUGCUAAGCACGGGAAGUUAGAAAGACUGCUUCCUUGCUCGAAUCAACCUGGGUGUUGAUCGAAAUUGCAAAGGUUGAGUGUGCGAGAGCAAAGCAACUCCUUUCUGAAUCUUAUCUCUAAUGAUGUUCGCGUGCGUGAUGACAAGUAGAAUUUUUGGCUUUCCAAAUAUAUUCUUAGACGAGGUCAACUACAACGAAUUAU